Prosopis cineraria is the source of this 1125-nucleotide messenger RNA. RefSeq lists its product as uncharacterized. Gene Ontology annotation, molecular function: RNA binding; RNA methyltransferase activity. The record is from RefSeq and is a predicted model, not a curated record. The transcript has 7 exons. Gene Ontology annotation, biological process: wobble position uridine ribose methylation; wobble position cytosine ribose methylation. The coding region runs from base 107 to 892 and encodes 261 amino acids. Lineage: Eukaryota; Viridiplantae; Streptophyta; Magnoliopsida; Fabales; Fabaceae.
AGUGAGAUGAGAUACUGAAACAAAGACGACGGAGUUCAAUUACAUCACACAGCAAUGGAGAUUUGAAGGGUAGAGGGCCGAAAGAAUAGAAGGGACGUCCUCAUUGAUGGACUUCACGGGCCUCAAAUCCCUACACAUAGCAACCAUCUUCUAUUUUCGACAAAAAGCUUCUCUCUUUCGUCCCUUCAACUUAGUUCAGUUCAAACACACCCUCCAUCUUUAUCUUCCCUCUCAUCGUAUCUCUCCCCUCUGCUCGCUAAAUGGGGAGGCUGAAAUAAGUCAAGAGAGCACUUUGCCUCGUGGGACUGGCGAGGCAGUGAAUGAGGUGUCACGUCCCAAAAUUCUUCAGGUUGUGCUGGUGUCUCCUCAGAUUCCAGGAAACGCAGGUGCCAUUGCUAGAACAUGUGCAGCAUCAGCUGUUGGACUACACUUGGUUGGGCCAAUGGCAUUCAAAGUGGAUAGCAAUAAACUAAAGCGAGCAGGACUAGAUUACUGGCCAUACGUAGUUGUUAAAAUUCAUGAUUCAUGGGUAGAUUUUCGUGAUUAUUUCAGGCAGCAGGAGGGUGAAAAGAGGCUGCUAGCAUUGACAAAGAGGGGAACGAAAGUUCAUUCAGACUUUUCCUACAGAAAAGGGGAUUAUCUUUUAUUUGGCUCUGAAACGAGUGGCUUGCCUCCUGAAGCCCUGCAAGAUUGCAAUUCUGAACCUUAUGGUGGUGGCACUAUCCGAAUCCCAAUAGUUGAAACUUAUGUCAGAUGUUUGAAUCUUUCUGUAAGUGUUGGUAUAGCAUUAUAUGAAGCUUCCAGACAACUGAACUACGAGCAGCUUCGAGCACCUUCUGUAACAAGUAGUGAUACUGAAGAAUCAUUUGUUACUGAGGACAUUUUUGGUUGAAAACUAAAAUUUACUACAGAUAAUCACAUCUUGACCAGGUGAAUUUCAUUCUUUCAGAUUCUGUCAUGAUGAGUGGGUAAAUUGAGCCUUCUCUUCUCCCAUUCAAAUGCAAAAAAAUUGGUGGAAGAGUGAAUCUAUUAAAUAUAAGGAGACCAAGUCAAUUAUUAAUGAAUGUAUAAAUUCGCUGGUCAUAUUUUUUAGUGGGAUUUACUUAUGAUAUGUUUACAUGUUUA